This is a messenger RNA of Penicillium verhagenii, 2550 nucleotides long. Its product is annotated as putative alpha-glucosidase. The transcript has a single exon. The record is from RefSeq and is a predicted model, not a curated record. Gene Ontology annotation, molecular function: carbohydrate binding; hydrolase activity, hydrolyzing O-glycosyl compounds. Lineage: Eukaryota; Fungi; Ascomycota; Eurotiomycetes; Eurotiales; Aspergillaceae. Bases 1 to 2550 code for a protein of 849 amino acids. Gene Ontology annotation, biological process: carbohydrate metabolic process.
AUGCCUCAAAAAGAAAGCUCCCCGCGCGGGUAUCAACAAGUGCCUUCGAGCACCGAGCAAAAUGACGCCUCUGUGCACAUUCGCAGCAGCACCAAGAGCAAGGAUGCCUUUGACUUCUCUUUUGAAGCUAUCCGCCAGAACCUUUUCCGUGUCAGCUUCUCCUCGCCAAAGCAUGUCAUUCCUCCCUACCCAAGCGUCACCAAGCCCGAGACCGAUCUCAAGAACGUCAAUGUGUCCGCCAGCUCCUCCGAAACCUCCAAGACCAUCAAUGUUGGCGGCGUCACCGCUACCGUCGAGUGGGAGCAGACUCCCGUUGUUUCGCUGGCCUGGACCGGCUCCGAUAAGCUCCUGCAUCGCGAUCUGCCUCUGCGCUCAUACGUUGCUGACGGAGAGGGUGUCGCGCACUACUCCGUACAUGACCGGGAGGCAUUGCACGUCGGUCUAGGCGAGAAGGCUGCGCCGAUGGAUCUCACUGGCCGCUCCUUCCAGCUUUCCGCGACCGAUUGUUUCGGAUAUGAUAACUACAAUACCGAUCCCCUUUACAAGCACAUCCCGUUGUUGAUCAAGGCCACUCCCGAAGGCUGCGUUGCUUUCUUCUCGACAACCCAUGGUCGUGGCUCCUGGUCUGUCGGUGCUGAGAUUGAUGGUCUUUGGGGCCACUUCAAGAUCUACCGCCAGGACUACGGUGGUUUGGAACAGUACAUGAUUGUUGGAAAGAACCUGCAGGAAGUUGUUCGGUCAUACGCUGAGCUGGUUGGAAUGCCCCUACUCGUUCCCCGUUGGGCCUACGGCUAUGUUUCAGGUGGCUACAAGUACACUAUGCUUGAUGAGCCUGUUCGUGCCCAUCAAGCACUCAUUGACUUUGCUGAGGAACUGGAGUCGCACGGUAUUCCUUGCUCAGGCCACCAGAUGAGCUCCGGAUACUCUAUCUCUGAGCACGAGCCUAAGGUUCGAACUGUGUUCACCUGGAACUACUCCCGCUUCCCUGACCCAGAGGCGUGGGUUAAGAAGAUGCACGCGCACGGUAUUCGUCUGAUCAGCAACAUCAAGCCCUUCCUUCUCGCUUCCCAUCCCGAUUUCAAGCAUCUGAUCGAUUCCCGCGGUUUCUUCCAGGACGACGACAAGGAGCCUGGAUACAUGCAGCUCUGGAGUGCUGGAGGUGCCACCGGUGGUGAUGGCUGCCACAUCGAUUUCACAUCCGAAGCCGCCUUCAAAUGGUGGUUCGACGGCGUCCAAAAGCUCAAGAAGGUCGGCAUCGACGGCAUGUGGAACGACAACAACGAAUACACUCUCCCCACCGACGACUGGACUCUAGCCCUCGACGACGCAAUGGUCAACAGCAAAGUAAAGAACACCCUCCCCAACAGCGUCGGUCAAUGGGGCCGCGCCCUCCACACCGAGCUAAUGGGCAAAUCCUCCCACGACGCCCUCCUCGACGCCGAGCCAAAGUCCCGACCCUUCGUCCUCACCCGCAGCGCCACAGCCGGUACAAUGCGUUACGCCUGCAGCACCUGGUCCGGCGACAACGUCACAAGCUGGGAAAGCAUGAAGGGAGCCAACGCCCUCUCCCUCAACGCAGGCAUGUCCCUCAUGCAAUACGAAGGCCACGACAUCGGCGGCUUCGAAGGACCCCAGCCCUCCCCCGAACUCCUCCUCCGCUGGAUCCAACUCGGCUGCAACUCCAUCCGCUUCACAAUCAACUGCUUCAAGACCUCCCCCGACAACAACUCCGUUGGCGAAGUCAUCGAGCCUCACAUGUACCCCGAGAUCACUCCCCUCGUGCGCGACACCAUCAAGCGUCGCUACGAAAUCAUGCCUUACAUCUACUCGCUCGGCCUAUCCAGCCACCAGACCGCUUCGCCGCCGCAGCGCUGGACCGGCUGGGGCUACGAGUCCGAUCCCGAGGUGUGGACAAAGGCCCUCAAGGCCGGCGACACGCAGUUCUGGUUCGGCGACUCGAUGCUCGUCGGCGGCGUCUACGAGCCCGGCGUCAACGUCGCGAAGAUGUAUCUCCCCCGCAAGUCGGGCUCCGUCUUCGACUACGGCUACGUGAACAUGAACGCCCCGUACACUUACUACCCGUCCGGGCAGUGGGUUGAGAUCUCCUCCGAGUGGCGUGAGAGCAUCCCUCUGAUCGCCAAGAUUGGAGGCGCGAUCCCCGUGGGCAAGAAUGUGCAUACUCGUGUACCGGGUGAUGAGACUGCGGCUUCGCUGGGCGUGAAGGAGCUAGAUGAUUACCGUGGUGUGGAGGUCUUCCCGCCCAAGGGAUCUUCGCAUGGAACUGUCUUUGAGAAUACUUGGUUCGAGGAUGAUGGUAUUUCGCAGGUUACUAAGAUCUCCAACUACACUCUGAGCUAUAGCUCUACUGAGGAGAAGGUGCUUGUGCACCUCCAGCGUGAUGAGAGCAGUGGCUUUGUGCCUGCUUGGAAGGAGCUGGAUGUCGUUCUUCACCAUGGAGACGCUCGCGUUGUGGUUACCUCCUCUGGACAGGAGAUUGUGGCCAAGGGCGCUGAUUCCCGUGGUCGGUUGGUGUACACUAUUAAGGCUUGA